Molecule: messenger RNA, 2033 nt
Organism: Nanorana parkeri
Lineage: Eukaryota; Metazoa; Chordata; Amphibia; Anura; Dicroglossidae
Gene: TTC39A
Product: tetratricopeptide repeat domain 39A
Exons: 18
Coding region: 27-1715 (562 amino acids)
Molecular function (GO): protein binding
Source: RefSeq, a predicted model, not a curated record
UGCGGAGAUCGGAGCGGAGUGCCAGCAUGUCCAGAGACACAGGUGGAGGGCCUCCAGACCCGGACUUGAAGACUUCUUUAUCAGAAUGCAUGGAGGCUCUCGACAUGUUCUUGAACAACAACUUCCAAGAGGCCCUUAGCUACCUUCAGGCCAAGUCCAAGGAAAGCAUGUACCACGCCUUGACCUACGCCACCAUGCUGGAAAUGCAAGCCAUGAUGACCUUUGACCCUCAGGACAUAGUGAAUGCUGGAAACACCAUGAAAGAGGCCCAGGCCGUGUGUCAGAGGUUUCGGAAGAAAUCCACAGUGGCGGACUCCUUCAACAAUUUAGUCCACGGCCAAAGUCUCGAGCAAUUCACUGAAGAGGAGAUCCACGCAGAGGUGUGCUACGCCGAGUGUCUGCUGCUGCGAGCUGCCCUCACCUUCCUGCAGGAUGAGAACAUGGUCAGUUUUAUCAAGGGUGGAAUCAAGGUCAGGAACAGCUACCAGACGUACAAGGAGCUGGAUAAUCUACAGAAGUGUGCUAACUACCUGAAAGGAGACAGCCACUGUCACUUUGAAGGUGGAGUGAAGCUGGGCGUUGGAGCUUUCAAUCUGACCUUAUCAAUGCUGCCCACCAGGAUAUUGCGACUUUUGGAAUUUGUUGGUUUUUCUGGUAACAAGGAUUACGGGCUGACGCAGCUUCAGGAGGGGGCAGCAGAUCACAGUUUUCGGGCCUUGCUCUGCACUCUUCUGCUUCUUUGCUAUCACACCUUCCUGAGCUUUGUGUUAGGUACCGGUAAAGGAAACAUUGAGGAAGCAGAGAGCCUGCUACAGCCAUAUCUCAAACGUUAUCCCAAGGGUUCCAUAUUCCUUUUCUUUGCCGGAAGAAUAGAAGAAAUUAAAGGGAACAUUGAAGCUGCCAUCCAGAGGUUCGAGGAGUGCUGUGAAGCCCAGCAGACCUGGAAGCAGUUCCAUCAUAUGUGUUACUGGCAGCUGAUGUGGUGCUUUACCUACAAGCAGCAGUGGAAGAUGGCUUACUUCUACGCUGACCUUCUGAGUAAGGAAAGCUCCUGGUCAAAGGCCACAUACAUGUAUAUGAAAGCGGCCUACCUCAGCAUGUGUGGCCCAACUGACUCAAAACCCUUUGGGGAGGAUGAAGUCCAGCUUUUCAGGCAGGUGCCAAGUUUAAAAGUGAAAAUCGCCGGAAAAUCUCUUCCCACCGAGAAAUUUGCCAUACGGAAAUCUCGAAGGUAUCAGCCGCAGAACCACACUCCUCUGCCUGUCCCGCCAUUGGAGAUGAUGUAUAUCUGGAACGGCUAUGCUGCCAUCGGGAAGCAGAGGGAUCUCACUGAGGACAUGCUGGAGACAUUGAACCAGUCAGAGAAAGCUCUGGAAGGAUCUGCAGCUGCUGAAUUCCUGGCCGAUGAUCAAUGUCUGGUGAAGCUCCUGAAAGGUCUUUGCCUGAAGUAUCUGGACAGGAUAGAGGAGGCAGAAGAGUGCUUCAAAUACAUUUCUGUAAAUGAAAAGAGGAUUAAGUAUGAUGAAUACUUGGUACCCAAUGCUUUGCUGGAGCUGGCUCUUCUCUAUCUGCAGCUGGACAGGAGGGAGGAUGCUGUCAAACUGCUGGAAAGUGCCAAACACAAUUACAAGAAUUAUUCCAUGGAGUCUCGCACACAUUUCAGGAUUCAGGACGCUCUGCUGCAAGCCAAAACUACCCCUCACAAUGGAUGCUGACAAACAUCCCUCGGGAAUAUCCCUCGUAGUAUUUAUUUAUCAGAAACUGAGGCAGACGUAGGCGCAGGUCCCGGAAUGCAACGCAAAGGCUACUCCAAGGGUCCCAGUCAAGAUCACGUACAUUAUUUUAUGUAAGGUGAUUAUUGUAAAGUGUAUGGCAGCCAAUCUUGUAGUGGUGGCUGGUUCACUCCAUGAUUGUUCAGCAGCCCCGCUUGUGCAGGGCGUCCAAUGUUGUAAGCUGGACCAAUAGUCAGUAGAACGCCUCAUACCUCAGCAACGUCACUUGAACCUUCUAAAUUAGUUGGCUACAUAUUGAUA